GGGAGCGCGGGAAAUCCCGGGUGCGUCUGGAAUUUCGCAGGUGUCGAGGACCAUGGCCACCUCUUCGGUGUCCAAGAUUAGGUCCCAAAGAGCAAAAUCAAAGAUGAGCUUCCCAUGGGAAGGAGGAGAAAGAAGUGGGUUGCUUUGUGUUUAAGCCAGACUUCAAGAAGAGAAAGAUCUCUGUGCCAAUAGAGGACUAUUUUAAUAAAGGGAAAAAUGAGUCUGAGGACAGUAAGCUUCGCUUUGAAACUUACCAGUUGAUAUGGCAGCAGAUGAAAUCUGAAACUGAGCGACUACAAGAGGAAUUAAAUAAGAACCUGUUUGACAGUCUAAUUGAAUUUCUUCAGAAGUCUCAUUCUGGGUUCCAGAAGAAUUCAAGAGACUGGGGCUGUCAAAUAAAACUCAGAGAAAUUCCAACUGCUGCUCUUGUUCUAGGUGUGAAUGUAACAGAUCAUGAUUUAACAUUCAGAAGUCUAACAGAAGUCCUUCAGAAUAAUGUUACUCCAUACGUAGUUUCAUUGCAAGCUAAAGAUUGCCCAGAUAUGAAACAUUUUUUGCAAAAGCUGGCCUCACAGUUGAUGGACUGCAAUGUAGACGUGCAAUCCAAAGAGAAAGAAAGUGUUCAGGUCACCCAGAAAAAGAUACAUUAUUCAAUGGAUUCUCUUUCCACUUGGUAUAUGAGUGUCACACAGAAGACUGACGUAAAAAUGCCAAGAAAAAAGAGGACUCCUCUUAGCCAAUGGCAGUCUCCUCCUGUUGUGCUUAUCUUAAAGGAUAUGGAAAGCUUCACCACAAAAGUACUCCAAGACUUUAUAAUUAUCAGCAGUCAGCAUCUACAUGAAUUUCCACUAAUACUCAUUUUUGGGAUCGCCACGUCUCCUGUUGUCGUCCAUCGGAUGCUUCCUCAUGCAGUAUCAUCUCUAUUGUGUAUAGAACUAUUCCAGUCUUUGUCUUGCAAGGAGCACCUGACUACAGUACUUGAUAAGCUACUUCUUACAACUCAAUUUCCGUUUAAACUAAGUGAAAAAGUGUUGCAGGUUCUGACCAACAUCUUUUUGUAUCAUGAUUUCUCAAUCCAAAACUUUAUAAAAGGACUUCAGCUUUCUCUAUUAGAACAUUUCUAUUCCCAGCCCCUCAGUGUUCUGUGCUGUAAUCUCCCAGAAGCCAAGAGAAGAAUAAAUUUUUUAUCAGAUAAUCAAUGUGAAAACAUCCGACGUCUUCCAUCGUUUAGGAGGUACGUGGAAAAGCAAGCUUCAGAAAAGCAAGUUGCACUGUUGACCAAUGAGAGAUUUUUGAAGGAGGAAACACAGUCAUUACUAGAAAACCUGCAUGUUUACCAUACAAAUUACUUCCUGGUUUUGAGAUGUCUUCAUCAGUUCACCUCUUCUCUUCCCAAGUACCCACUGGGUCGACAGAUCAGAGAGCUGUACUGCACGUGUUUAGAAAAGAACAUACGGGAUUCAGAGGAGUAUGCAUCGGCUUUGCAGCUGCUGAGGAUGUUGGCAAAGGAUGAACUGAUGGCCAUGCUUCAGAAAUGUUUCAAGGUUUUUAAGUCCUCUUCUGAAAAGCAGCUUGGCAACACAGCAAAGAGAAUAGAGGAGUUCCUGGCCCAGUUUCAGAGCCUCGAUGCAGAAGCCAAAGAAGAAGAAGAAGAUACUUCUGAGUCACAGUCAAAGGGACUUCAGAAGACAGACCUCUAUCAUCUUCAGAAGUCAUUAUUGGAAAUGAAGGAGUUAAGAAGAGCAAGUAAGAGGCAGACCAAGUUUGAAGUCCUCAGAGAACAGCUUGUGAGCUUCAUCGACAGUCUGGCGCGAGAAUACCUCCUGCUUCCAGAGACACAGCCUCUGCAUGAGGUGCUGUACUUCAGUGCUGCCCACACCCUUCGCCAGCACCUGAACGCUGCCCCGCGGAUCGCCCUCCAUACCGCACUCAACAACCCGUAUUAUUACCUCAAGAAUGAAGCACUGAGAAGUGAAGAAGGUUGUAUUCCAAAUGUCGCCCCAGACAUCUGCAUAGCAUAUAAACUGCACCUGGAGUGCAGCAGGCUAAUCAACCUUGUGGACUGGUCGGAGGCCUUUGCAACAGUUGUGACAGCUGCUGAAAAAAUGGAUGCAAAUUCUGUAACCUCAGAAGAAAGGAAUGAAAUUAUCCAUGCUCGGUUUAUUAGAGCUGUUUCUGAACUAGAACUUUUAGGAUUUAUAAAACCUACCAAACAGAAGACUGACCAUGUGGCAAGGCUAACAUGGGGAGGCUGCUAGAAAGCAAAUGAGUGAAGCCAGAAAGAUAGCAUUUAGCUUAAGAGUAAAAGGAGACCAAUCAUAUUUACACACCGGUAGAGGAAGAUUGCUUGAGAAGAAGCAUAAUGUGUAAUCCCUGUGUGAUGUUUAAACAGAAAAGUAGACUGUUAAUCCCUAUCAGGAAUGUAUCAAAGCACCUUUGGAGUACUUUAGAAUCCAACAAGUAACAUGCUAACAUUGCAAGUAGAACCUCUCUCAGAGUAUCACUGCAAUUUUCAUUCAUUAAGAAAUUAUGAAUUAAUUGUUCUUGAACAUACAUAAUGUAUAAAUGUAAUAAAUUCCUUUGUCUAGGGGUUUCUGUUAAUAUGCAUUUAAUUUAAUAGUACUUAUUCCUGCUCCCCCAGUUUCUUGCACUGGCAUUCCUCACUUUAGUAAAUUAUGUAAUAAGAUGAAGAUUCUAGAGGUUUCUCCUAGUAACUACAGAGGUUCUAAAACUUCCUCUGCUGCCCCAUUUCCUUUAGUCAUACAACUUAAAAAGCCCCAAGUUGUUUGGCUUUAUGCUUAAAGGCAGUAAAUAUUCUACAUCAGGAAGACCCAUCAUGGAGUCUUAGAGCCUCUAAGGCCUUUACAAAUCACAUCAACCUUUUAAGACACAGAUGAAAUGACAUCUGAAUCUCUUCCAUGACAAGAACUCAUUAAGACAAUGAAACAAGGAGACCUCAAGUUCAUUAUUUAAUAUUCUAUUUCCAAGAGAAUUCUGGGAUGUGUCUUUAAGUAUACUCACUAACAUACCAAAAUUACCAUGCAAAUAUGACCAGGAGAAAAAAAGUCCAAAUUCAGUGAAGACUGUUUUAGUUGCAAACCUUAGAACUGUGUACUUGCAGGUCUUUUUGUGUGUGUUUGCUUUGAGAACAAAUUUAAUGUAUAACUAAUUGUUUUUAAAUUUAAUAGAAACUUAAUAUAUAACUUAAACUUCAUUAAUUCUGGAGUGUGAAGGAGGUAUUAUGAGUAUAAAGGGCAUCUUAGCCCUCUGGCAACAGGGUGGGCCAAGAUGACAUUAAUGGAUAAAUGCUCCCUUCCCCACUUCCUGCUCCAAAAACUAAAAGUGCUAGAUGAAAUAUACUCCAAAACAAAUCAUCAGAAUGUUGCCAGGGUUAAAAAGAAAGGUAAAUCCCAAGGUACCAGAAAUAAUUACAAGCCAGAGCAGAAAGUGUCUAGCCCUACAAAGCUUUGAGACAGUUACCAGAGUAGCAUUAGUUCAGAUAGAUUGUCUUACUGUCUUCAUCUAAAAGAUGCCAGGAUUUCUUACUCAGUAGAAUUUAAAAACAUGUACAUAUGCACAAAGGGCUGUCAACUUGGAAAGUAAGGAAUUUAUGAUAUGUAAACAUAAACACCACCACCAAUAAGGAAGAAACUGGACAAAUAAGAGGCUUUUGACACCUUGGAAUCCAUGUGUUAGAGGCAGAGCCUCUGUCACCUAGGGGUCCCUGCAUGAGGGCAUGGAGCAGAGCCUCUGCCAAUGCUCAUGAUCAGAGCAGAGAAUAGAUUUCUACUGUGUGAAGUUUUCCACGAUUUAUCUUAACAGCAACUAGGUCACUAUUUUUUCUCAAUAUUCUCUAGCCAUUCCCCUCCAAUCAGAGGUGUCCUCAAUCAUGUGUUUCAUUUUUGACUAUGGUUGGUAAAAUCUAGGGAAAGAACGUGUGAAUGGUUUUAAGGAUUUUCCACCUAUCGUCUAAGUGAGGCAAUCAGCAAUACUCCAUGUCUGAUUAACGUGAAGACACCAUCAAUAUCUACAACGCAGUUUCCUCAGCUUUCAAAUGGUGCAGAUGAGUGUCAGAUAAAAUUGUGUUUAGAAACCAUUCCUUUUGACAAAAUGCUUACACUGUAAGGUACAGAGCCUCACACAGACCAGCAGAUUUAUGUCAGUCUGAGGCACUUGAGGGCUCUUGAGCCCUGCUUCCUUUCUUUUUUGCUAGGCAUUUAGUUGAAUUCAGCCUAUCUAAAUGCAUGUCAGGCACUGAACCACUUCAAUUUUUCUUACUGUCUACUUAAGGAUUAGGUAAGAGUAGCAGGAUGGAAACUGUUUUGUAAAUAUUCAGUCGAAGCUGUAAAAUUGAAACAUGAAGCUCAUUUGUGGUAGCCAUUAAUGGAGCACAAAACCCUCAAGCCAGCCUAUAAAGUGUCAGCUUAAUUAUGUCCAUUCCUUAAUACUGUAAAACCUCACAAAUGGGAUAUUAUGAUGCGCUAAAUCUUGUGGUUAAUGAAAUACUAAUCUGAAAAGUUUGAAAAUUUCAAACUGUUGAAGUAGUUUGAAAUUUUUUCACAAAAUAUUGAGCAUGUACCAUGUGCCAGGCACUGUUGCAGGCCCUUGUGAUACUUCAGUGAGCACAGAUCUUUGCCCUCAUUGCAUUCUAGCAAAGAGUACAAUGAUUAAUUAUAUAGUAUAUUACAGAAAAAAACGAAACAAACAGCAAAAAGAAGCAGGAUGUCAUGCUGCAAUUUUAAACAGUGGUCAGAACAGGCCUGAGAUGACGUUUGAACAAAAAGAUUUAGUCAUGAAGUUUUAUGGAAGAAGUGCAUUGUACACAGCGAACAGCCAACAACAAAGGUCCUAAGGGCAGUACGCAAGCUGCACUGGAGGAACAGCAAAGGUGGCCAGUGUGGGACACGCAGUGAGCAAGAGGUAAACUUCAAACUGAGUGAGGCGGGGUGGAGGGCAGGUAAGUUAUGGCCCUGCAGACCAUUGUAAAGUCCUUACCGUCUAUAGGUGGGAAUCCAUCUAAGAAAGACUUAGACCUUUAAGGGAUCACUGACUGCUAUGAGAACAGACUGGAAUAGGUUUGGAGACACAAAUAAGGCAAAACAAAGACCAACUUGGAGGUCACUGAAAUCAUCCAAGCAAGACACAAAUGUCUUCAACAAGAGUAAUAGUAGAGAUGGUGAGCUUUUAGAUGGAUCCAAGAUCGGAUGAAGGAUGUGAGGAAUUCAGGGCUGUUUUUUGGCUGAGAAACUUCUGAAUGUUGAUGACAUUAGCUGAGGAGAAUUUAAGAGGCAAAAAAAGGAGUUUGGUUUUGGACGGGUCUUCAGACCUCUUAUUAGAUAUCCAAGUGGAAAGGUCACAUAGGGAGGCGAAUGUAACCAUCUUUAGGAUUAGAUGAGAUUACCAAAGUGAGUAUGAGCAGAGGGGGCAAGGAGCCCAAGGUCAAACUCUGGUUAUGUUUUAAAGUUCAGAGAAAGGAAGACUGGGCCAGCAGCCAGUAAUGGGAGGAGAAUCAGGUAGGUGCGGUUAGUACCUUGCAAGCCAACUGAACAAAGUGUUUUAAGGUCAAAUGUCAAUUAGAUUUAGCAAUGUGGAAUAUAUUGGUGACUGCGUGGUUGAAUAGUGAACACUAAGCCUGGUAGCCAUCACCUACCAGAUGACCUAACAAGUGUCUAAACUUAUCACUAGUCCAUACUUAUCACACAGAGCCAUACUUUGUGUGAUACACUGCGGAGAUCAUAGCAUCAUCUUAUACAAAAGGUUUAACCUGAAACUAAUAAAUGCUUUAGACCUAACUUCCAGUUUACAGUAAGUGCAAAGGGAUAGAAGAGAUUAAAUUAAUGACAUUAAUUAAUGACAAAGAAACAUUCAACAAAACAGGCCUAGUUGUUCCAGAAAGUCAGAAUCUUGAUUGAAUCCUACUUUAGCGAGAAAGCUACAAAAGACAUUUUGAGGACAAAUGGGAAUAUCUGAAUAUGGACUAGAUGUUAAAUUAGGGAAGCAUUACUUUAAGUGGGAUAAUGUUAUUGAAGUUAUGUAGGAGAACCCCCUUGUUCUUAGAUGCAUCAUGUAUGCGUUCUUUGAAGCAGUUAAAAAUAUACAUAUAAAGCAAAUAUGGCAAAGUAACUGUUCCCUUUAAGUGGAUCGUUGGACCAAUCUUUCAGCUUUUAUGUUUUGACUUUUUUCCUAAUAAAAAAAUUUGGUGACAAUAAAAUAUACCCAACUGAAAAAAAAAUUUGGUGACAAAAGGAGCGGGGAGGGGGAAGAAGAUUGGAAAAUUUAGAAAAUCCUUGAGUUCUGCUUCAAAGGUUAUAGAACAGAAAAAUAGGUAAUAGCUAGAGAGAGAUUACAGGAUCAAAAGACUUUUAAUAGCAUGUUUAUUAUGCUUAUGGGAAUGAUCUAGUAGACAGAAAGGAAACGGAGGCAGGAGAGCACUGCUGGCCCUGUCUUUGAAUGAGCUAAUGAAUGCUCCUCAGCUAGGGCAGAGGCAGGAGCAGAGAACUGGAGCCCCACCAGUGAGCAGACAAGGACAGGCUCAUGAGGUGCGUGAGCAGGAUAUUCACUUAUUAACACCGAUUACUGUGUAAUUGUGAAGUAAGGGAGUAAAGAGAACCCUAACAAGGCAACUAUUGUAUAUUCACUGCCAACCCUAGCUGCUUGGAUCAGCUGGGGAGCAUAUUUAAACAGAUUCCAGCUCUUCCCUCCCCACUUCUUUAGUCUUCUAAAGCAGUCUCUGUGGGUAGAACCUGGGAAAGCGCUCCAGUUAAUACUGCUCAUGCAAUCAGUGUCUCAUUUGGAAACCAUUUUCUGUAGAGAUAUAAGGUCUUGCCAUAGGCCAAAGAUAGCUUUGAUAUUUUAAACCUACAAUCUAUUUUUUUCAGAUUGCCUGUGCCUAUUUUUCCUAAUACAAAGAACUAUACCUGGUGAUGUGUCUUGUUAAUAGCGACUUACUGAACACAUUACAGUAACCUGAGUACAGCACCACACCAGCACUGGCUUUUACUGUAAAAGGAUAAGAUGACUGUUUGUGAGCACACUAAAUUCUGAAGAUACUUACUUACUAGAAGCAGUUUUAGGGCUCUUUGGGAACUCAAAGUGUGGCUGGUUAUUUGCACUAAUGACCACCUACUGGGUCUGUCUAAAUCUUGGAUUAACUACAUCCAAGAAGUUGCCCACAUUUUUUAUUUUCUGAAAUUACCUCACACACUACUUAAAAUCAGUACGCAGCCUAUGAGCUAGGACUUUUUGCUAAGGUGGACAGCAGAAACUUGGCUGUGGAGGAAAUUUUGUUCUUGAUCAAAGCUGAAUCUAGAAUUAAAACAUAUUACUUGUGGCUCCAUUCAGAUUGCCAGCACCGAUUUCCUUUUAGCAUAUCUUGCCCGGUAAAUAUAAAAACCAGCUCUUUUAUAAAUUUAAAUCUACAUAAAAAUUCACACAUGCUUAUUAUAUAAAAGAAUGUUCGCUAUUUUGGGGUGUGAGAAGGGAUAAAGCAUAUUUACAGUCGCUCUGCCCCCCUCCUCCACAUUUAACUUACUGCUUGCAUUCUAAAAUGCUGUCCCACUGCACCAGCAGUUCUCGGCUGGGGACUGUUUUCUUCCCCCAGCCCGGACAUCUGUCAGUAUCUGGAGGCACCUUUUUUGGUUGUCACGACGGGGGGAGGGUGCUACUGGCAUCUAGUGGUUGAGGCCAGAGAUGCUGCUGAACCUCCUACAACGCACAAGAUAGUCUCCCCACAACAAAGAAUGAAUCUGGCCCAAAUUGUCAACAGUGCUGAGGCUGAGAAUUAGUCCAUUAAAAUCAGGUAGAAUUAUCCACCCUACUUAAGGUCAGCCUGCACUAUAUACCAUUGUUUCUCAGGCACUUAAAUGGGCAUAUGAAUUACCUGGGGAUCUUGUGAAAGCCCUAUACCCCUUUUGGCCUUGUUUUAAAGAAAGAAUUGGUGAAAUAUAAUCAUUAAAGUUAAAAAGGAGGAAAAAAAAAUUCUUUUUGUAUCUUCCACUAAUUAGGUCAAUUAUAAAUAUUUAUGUCCCAGUAUAUUUAUGACUUAAUUAGUAGAAACAUGCUAAUAGAAUUUAACAAAAGAAUUCACUGAAGUAUUUUUCCUCACUUCAUCAUAGGAAAGCUGUGUUUGGAAAGCAUGUAUAGAAAGGGAAUUAGAUGUGCUGAAUCAUGCUUUCAUAUAGUGUCCUUUAAAAAAGGUAAAAAUUCUAGUUGUUAAAACUGACCUAUUAUUUAACCUAUCAUGCAGUCAGUUAGAAGAGAAACCAUUUGGAGUCAGAACUCAGUUUGUGAAAAUAGCACUCAAAUCUUAGAUUACUUGGUAUGUGAAAAGACUGAUUUUGAAAUCUUAUCAAUUAACUUCACUGAUCCCUGGACAAUGCUUACGUUUAAAACACUGGCUUUAUUCAAAUACUACCCAUCUGUACAUUAAAAACAAGCAGAUUAGAAGUAAAUGUUUUAUUCUUCCAACUAAAUUCCAGUACUACAAGGGCAGUAAAACAAUGAUACACUGGGGAAAAAAUGCAGCAAUAAACAUUUGUUAAAAAGACUGAUAGAAUAAAUAAAAACUACCAAAAAAGGGUGGGGGUAAAUCAUAUAAACCCAUUCUGAAACCCCAAGAAGUCCUGGAGUACAGAAAUGCCCUCCUCCUUCGCUAUUUCACAGGAAGCACUGAAGGCUAUUUGCUUAAUAAUGUCCUGGGAUUACACUCUACAUUAUUAAUAACUGGUUACAGCUUGGUUGUAGUGCACAAUUAAAAUCACACUAACUUCAUCUGAAUUGUCAUUCUACAGUUUUAUUUACACAACCAGUGAAGGGCAUGUUCUUAGAAUACCAGCUUUAAUCCUUUCCAAACAUUAAUAUAAGAAGCCAAAUUGUAAUGAUACAGCAAAUGAGGCCACUGGCAUUAAUACAGGUAGCAAAGGUCCACAUCCGGGUGGUACUGACAUCAAGGAAAUUUCCAAAACCGGUUGCUGCCUAGGAGUGGUUGCCACUGACGAAAGCUUGAAACAACCUGUAUUCACAGGGGGUAUUGGCAUUGCUGCAUGUUGUAACUGGGACCUCUUGCAACAACGCAACAAGGAACAAGGCAGCCCACAAAUGCAGAAAACAUGAUUCAUGAAACAUCUAAAGGGAGAAAAAAGGAAAAUUAGGGCUAAGUUUAGGUCAAAAUUUAAACACAUGCCAAAUCUUCAUCCCUAAUAUUUUGCCCCUAGGUAUUUAAGUAACCAAAAGUAAGCCUUAGUAAAGUUUUGCUGCCUGUUUCCCUCCAAACUUUUUCUCCAUGAUUUUGUUAAAUUCUCUUCUUGGGUAUGAAGAUAAUUAUAAUAAACUAUAAUUAUAACAAAAGUCUUCUCCGUAAAAGACUGUCUUGUUUUUGGUUUAAAGAUGAAAUACUUACAACUAGCAGGCUGUUCUCCAUAUCGUCGCAUUAUUUGAUCAUGCGUGAACUUCACAAAUGCAUCAUAUUGUUCUAUAAAUAAAGAUAAACAUCAAUUACAUGAUUUGCAAAAAUGCCCUCUUCUCUAAUAUAUUAGAGCCACACAAACUGCAAAGUCCAAUAUAUAUAGUGAGACAAUUCUAAGCUGGCACUUAAUCAGACACAAAACCUCAGUAAUAAUAGUUUAUCAGAUGGAAAGAGCAUGGAGCUUAGUCAGGAAACCUACAUUUGUUCAAAUCACACAACCUCAUUCAUGUAUAGGCUGGGUGGGGCUUAUUUCUUAACCUAUUAAAUUUAAAGGGCUUGAAAUAACAAGAUAUCUUUCUCCUCUGAAAGUUAUUAUAAGUGGUCUAUGAAUGGCAACUUACUGCAAUGAGGGGAAACACGACAACAAAAGCGUAGCAAAAUAUAUGAUACAUCCAUACAUCCAAAAUAUGAUACAUCCACCUGUAACCUAAUCAGGUGCCACAGAAAAAGAUGUUAUAAAACUAAGCAAAUUCUCUCACCUGUGUUAGCAUCGUGAUUGAUUUAACUCCUUAAUCAAGAAGUUUACAAUAUCAAUAUCCAGUAAAAAUCUGGCUUAAAAAUCCAGGGGGAAAUUCUGAUUAAGUUACCAUACAUAAUAUAUUUACUACAUUUAAAUUACUAAAUUUUAUGGGAAAAAAUUUUUUUUGGAUAAUUUAAAGAAGACUGCAGCAGCUUGAUACUCUAAAAUUAGGUACACAGUGCCAGUUAGAUUACUUCAAGUGUCCAGAACUGAUGGCAAAAUUAUAAAAGAUACAAAGUCAAAAAACCCACAACCAAAUUGAGCUAAGUAAACAGCCAAAGCACAGGGUAUACCAAAAGAAAACUCUAGUUCCCUAAUACUGCUGCUGGUCUACAUGGCUAACAUACUAUUUCUUAAGGUCACUAAGGAGGACCACGAGCUAUAGGAAAGUUCAUUUCCUUUCUUGAAUUGAAAUUCUCUGGUUCUUAGAAAAUACCCUGUACCAGUGUAUAGAAAGGGUAAUUUAACUGAUGUGAAGUGUAUGUGGGAAAGAAUGCAUUUCUUAGGAUGAGUUUCUGGGAGACUCUAAAACUCAUCUCAUACCUGCAAGUUUUGUGUUCAAUAUUUCUUCAUACUCUUCUCGAACUUUCUCUUCACGCUCUUUCAAUAAACGUUCACAGAUCAUCCCAACCUGCCGUAGAGUGAAUAAGGGCUGCUCUUUUUUUAAUGGUGAGGAGGCUGCUGAUGGAGUCCCUAUGUACAACAUGAACAACAACAAAAACCGCACCAGAUUUAGAGCCAUCACAGAAAGCAUCAUCUAACUGAGGAGGUUUCACUUGGAUGUUUUCAAUGCUUAUAUAUCAAUAAAAGCAUUUUUCUAUCAGCUUUUAGCACAGCAUCUCCCUAGUCUUAAAACAGGUUUAAUCCUAUCAGCUUAUGGCUUUAGAAGAACACAGCAAGAUGUAUGCCAUCAAAUAUAAGGGGGAAAAGGUGUGAAGGUGAGUGGAGACAAUGUGACAAGAUACAAACUUAAUUUUUUGUUUUUAAAUUAAUGAUAUCAGCUAGGAGAGACUUUAUAAAAAGAAAUACUGAGAAUAUAUCCCUAAUAUUCAACAUUAAAUUUCACGGUUCAGCAUCCUUAAAGAUUAUAAUGUAGCAGCCACUUAGUAGCAGUUUCUUCAGAAUGCAUUCCUCUUAAAAGUAUUACUUAAGGCACUCUGAUUUUCCAAAAACAUUCCUCUUUUCUUGAAAAGAACAUCUGAAAUUAAUCUUUGCGAACUCAGGAUUAUGAUAGUCAUCCACGGUAACACUGCUGCAAGUAUUCUAGACACACACAAAUACACACUUUUGCUAUCAAUUGUUUGUCCUGUUUAUCUGCCCCAAUUCCUCUUUUCACUUGCUCCUUGUAACUUGCAUGACUGGGACCACUAUGUCCAAAAAAAAAGAAGUAUGUUUGUUUGUGCUGUGUCUACCAACAAGCUGUUAACAGAAUACCAGAAUCCUUGUAUUCUGGUAUACAAGAAUAAACUAUACCAGCUUCAGUCCACAGCUACUAAAAAGUAAGCCUCUAUCUUUAUUUACUUUCAAAUCCGCAGCUUUGUUAGUUGAGACUGCCAGUUCAUUGAUAUUCUAAGAAGUGAUGAAUUAUGAUGAGCUUGGUUCCCGCUGAGGGUAGAGUCUUGUCUCUACCCUCACCUCCCCUUACCAAAGUUUCACCCACUUAUACCUGGCCCCCCAAAUUGGCAGGAAUACUGCAGAAUUUAGUUCUGAACAAUUUCAUGUUUCCUAAUCUAAUUUUAUUUGACUGUUUUAUAGCCUGUGAAUGUUUGUUUUGUUAUUCUGCCUGGUUUUCCUAUCCCUGCUGGGAGGGAAGGGAAGGCAAGGCAAGCAGGCAACUACUGUCACACAAAAAACUAUGUUCGCUGAGAACUUUACUAAAGUAAGAACCAUUUUUGAUGGCUCUUCUUUAGUAAGAAGUUUAACUUCCCCUUCACUUCAAACAGCCCUGAGUUUUACACCUUAAAUUUUAAAAAGUGUAUUUGCAAACUAUUCUCUCCAACAAGAGGCAGGGAAAAACCGAUAUAGGAUCAAAAUUAUCAACCUUUAGGGAAUCUAUCCUAAAACACAAGUAUGUGAGGGUAUACUUUCAGGGACAUUUUUGUAAAUACUGUAAUAGCAGAAAUUCUGAGUCUAUCUAUCAUUAUUAAAUAAUUAUGGGAAAUCCAUAAAAUGGCAUCGUAUUCAGCCAUGGCAAGGUACAUCUAUACCUAAUAGAGAAACGUGGCUAUAUCUUUUUUUUUUUGUUUUAAAUGGAGGCUACAAAUCAUAGCAUUUAUGGGGAAGUCCACUUAGGAGAUACUAUAUACAGGUGGUUGUCUUUGAGUCAUGAGAAUCCAGGUAGCUAUUACUUUUGUACCACAUUUUUAAGAGAUCAUGAAUUAUUCGUAUAAAUGUUUUUUUUUUUAA
Messenger RNA from Globicephala melas (long-finned pilot whale), 12389 nucleotides. RefSeq names its product origin recognition complex subunit 3 (gene ORC3). The record is from RefSeq and is a predicted model, not a curated record. Lineage: Eukaryota; Metazoa; Chordata; Mammalia; Artiodactyla; Delphinidae. Gene Ontology annotation, biological process: DNA replication; DNA replication initiation. Gene Ontology annotation, molecular function: DNA replication origin binding. Gene Ontology annotation, cellular component: nuclear origin of replication recognition complex; nuclear pre-replicative complex; DNA replication preinitiation complex.